AGCUGCUAAAUCCCAGCAGCCGUAGCCGCCACAACUUUUGCGUGACGCGAUUGUGCACGCUCGUGCGUUGCACGUGCAUUUUGCGAAGUAAACAGUGCGCACAGUUUAGGUUUUAGUUUCGUCACAGCGACAGCCACCAUGCCGGAGAAACUGUCGGGCUACGAGUUCUGGACGCAAGUUUUGAAGAGUCCCAAGUUUGUCGUCGCACCGAUGGUCGACCAGAGCGAGCUAGCCUGGCGGCUGUUGAGCCGCAGACACGGCGCUCAACUGUGCUACACACCGAUGCUUCACGCGGCCGUGUUUCUCAAGGACCCCAAGUAUCGCAAGGAGACUUUGGCCACCUGUGACGAGGACACUCCGCUCAUUGUUCAGUUCUGUGCCAAUGACCCCGACGUGUUGUUCGAGGCAUCCCGCAUGGUGGUUGGCCAGUGCUGUGCAGUUGAUCUCAACUUGGGCUGCCCCCAAGCCAUCGCCCGUGCUGGGCAUUACGGGGCUUUUCUUCAGGACGAGUGGGACCUCCUCUCCAGAAUGGUGAACAAGUUACACACGGAGCUUGAGAUUCCGAUCACCUGCAAAGUGCGAGUGUUUCCAGAAGUCGAGAAGACUGUCGAGUACGCCAAGAUGCUUGAGGCUGCUGGGUGUCAGGUGCUGACUGUCCAUGGCCGGACGAGAGACCAGAAAGGGCCGUUCACUGGUCUUGCAAACUGGGAACACAUCAAGGCAGUGAAGCAGAAUGUCAAGAUCCCUGUGAUCGCCAAUGGAAACAUCCAGUAUCUGCAAGAUGCUCUUCGAUGCCUUGAGGAGACCGGAGUUGAUGCAGUAAUGUCAGCCGAGGGCAACCUGCAUAAUCCGUACUUGUUUACCGGAAAUCAACGUCCCGUCUGGGAGGCAGCGCUGGAAUACCUGGAGCUGGUCCGACAAUAUCCGUGUCCUACCUCGUACAUCCGGGGGCACUGCUUCAAGCUUCUCCACCACUGCAUGACAAUGCCCGAGAAUGUGGACUUGAGGGAAAAGCUUGCCAAGGCGAACACUGUCGAGACGUUCGAAGAGGUUGCCACUGCGCUAAGGGAUCGGUUUCAGGACAAAACCUGGGACCCAGAUUACAACUCUCCGCAGGCUGACCUUCCUUUCCCGCCCUGGAUCUGCCAGCCGUAUGUGAGACCCAGCCCUGAGGUGGUCCAGGAGACGAAGCGAGACCUGAAUGCGGAAUACCAGAAGCUCCUGGAGCUGACAGCAGCCAUCAAGCGCCCCGUCGACCUGGAUCUGCUCAGCCUGUCCAGAAAGCAGCUCAAGCGCUUGCGCAAGAACCCCCGCAAGGCCUUCGCCAACCGUGAGCAGUUUGUGCCCUGUGCCAAGUGCCCCAAUCCCAGGUGUACAAAGUGUGUCUACAAUCUCUGCAAACCGUGCUGUCGUAGCCGGGUAAAAGAGAACUUCGAAAAUUGCGAAGGGCACAGUUUCUUCUUCAAGCCGAGGACAGAAGAAGAAGAGUUGAAGAUGAGAAAAGCUAGGGACGCAAGAAACAUCUUGAACACACCCACAAACAGUGUGACGGGAAGUUCCGUAAUCGAAACAGACUUCUCGGAAAUACCAACUUGACUUUAAUUCGCAGGAAAUGUUUCCGCCUGAUUCAACUGUACAGAUGUGGAGUAAUAUAUGUAUAUACCACUGGCAAAUAA
Molecule: messenger RNA, 1676 nt
Organism: Dermacentor silvarum
Lineage: Eukaryota; Metazoa; Arthropoda; Arachnida; Ixodida; Ixodidae
Gene: Dus1
Product: tRNA-dihydrouridine(16/17) synthase [NAD(P)(+)]-like
Exons: 11
Coding region: 139-1596 (485 amino acids)
Biological process (GO): tRNA processing
Molecular function (GO): flavin adenine dinucleotide binding; tRNA dihydrouridine synthase activity
Source: RefSeq, a predicted model, not a curated record